UAAUAAUCACUACCUACCUACUGUUCAGAAGACCAGUGGCGGUUGUUCGACGUAGUGCUCAGUGUGGAGAUAACUUUGGAGAAAAUGUGUCUCAUACAAAAAAUAAUUUGAAACCUUGACAUAUAAUACAAUUUUCUUGUUUUAACAACCAAUAACCAGAACAAAGGUGACGUCCUAGACUGGUGUUUGGUCAGUUCAAGUGAAUUUCAUCAAAGCAACGAGAAUAUAACAGUGGAGCUUGAAAAUAGUCGCGAUCAAUAAUGUUGUACAAUUACAUUUGUACCCUAUGUAUGUGAGCAAAAGUAGAUCGUGCUGAAUUGAUUCAUAGCAGUGCUCCAGUCGACAAUCAACGAUGGAGGAGAGUCGGCCGCCUCAGGACGGUGAAGAGGAAUUGCCAGAUUUGGACAUAUUGCUGCAAUGCCCGGUAUGCUAUGAAAUACCGUUAGGUCAGAUUUACCAGUGCAACGAAGGGCACCACGUAUGCGAAAGAUGCAAGUCCCGCAUCAACUUGUGCCCGGUUUGCCGUGCCCUUUUUUUCGGCACACGGAACUUUGCCAUGGAAGAAUUAAUUGGCAACUUCCGCAAACUGUCGGCAUUCAAACUUGCCGGACGCCACACUACUGGCAUUCUGGCUCCAGAUGGCUGUUGGCCUCCGCCGAGAGACACUGAUUCUGAUGACACGGACUCUGAUAGCGACAUCGACGUGUCCCUUUUAGCCGCACCUAAUCCAUGCAAGGGUGUAUUCCGCUGCCUUUGCUGUGAUCAAAUGCAUCAAGUCAGGUUGCCAUCAGCACGAAUACUGAAUCACCUACGCUAUCAUCACGCACCGCAACUUAUCGAGGGUGAUGCUGAAAACGGCGAAUACAUUAGGGCCUGGCAAGUAAACACCCGUUGUAAAAAACUAGUAACCGCUCUGCGUGUCACGAAUAUGGGCAUAUUUUUCUUAACAAUCGAAAUGAGCGAUGAGAAGAUAUGCGCUUGGCUGACCAUGGCCGCCUCGCCCUGCGUCUCGCUUUGUUUCAGCUACACUCUCACAUUGUCCGGAUGCGACCGCGAAGCCAUUUUCAUUGACACCGUGUCAUCCGUGCGUUCCUGCGAAGGUUCGUUAAAGAAGCGCGGCCAUUGCUUGGUGGUGACCGGAGCCGACUCUCGUGCUCUAAACGCGCCCCUCGUUAUAAACACGAAACUUACGAUCCGCCGCGUUCCCUUGAGUCAACUCGCCGACGAAGCCGAGCCGCGUUUCUUCCUCCGCGUCGCGAGCCGCAGCACCAGGCCGACAGUGUCCCGCGCUCACCGCGAGCUGGAGCCCUUCCUAGAGGACUUGCAGGAAGACGUCGCGAGACUGUCGCGCGCCUUCGCUUCGCUCGGUCACGAUGCUCUGAUGCGUUUGAACGACGCCACCGGAGGGCUCGGCUUAUUCGCGGCCGAAUUUCCGUUACGCGACGAACUGGAAAACGAACGCGAGUUGUCGCGCAACGCACGCAGGCGCAUGCGUCAGAGGCUGAGAGCGGCACUGAUCCGCGAGCGACGCGCCCGCGAACACUCCUCCGACGAUUCGGACGAAGAGAACAUUCGGAUUCUCCAGAUACCAAAUAAUAACAGCGUUCGCCGGACCGGCCUCGCUUCACUGCAGCAGCCGACAGAGGGCCCAACUAGCGGCCCAUCCGGCAGUGGCAUCUCCAGCGGCCCAUCUAGCAGCGGCCAAUCCAGCCUUGCCUCUAGCAGCAAUGUUAGCAACGAACAAGGCAGCGAAAAUCGCCCCAACACUAAUAAAAGGAGGCGCCGUCAUCGCCGUUAAACUGAGUCUGAUGUCUCACGUCUUUCAAAUACGUGUAAUUAAUAAGUAGAAUUUGGUGUCAUAAAUGUAAUUCAGUAUGGUGUUGAUUAUUCAUUGUUUGCCGUGUCUGAACUGCUUCAGUCCCUAAGUGUUCUCGUCAGUAUAAAAUUUUAACGUAUCGCUGUUUUAAUAGAAAUCGUAUAAUAAUAAUCACAUAUUUGAAAUUAAUAUAUUCGUUACAAAUUAUUAAGAUUGUAUUACUUCAUGAUGGAUGUUAGUAUAGACAUAUAAAUUUUAACUAAUAAAUGAAAUAGAAUAGUAAUUAUAUAAUAAUUUAAAUGUGUAGUGUUAUUUUUAUUUGUUUUGUUGAAAGAUCAUUUUAUUUGCUAUGACGAUGUAUUCGCUUUUUAUGAAUUUACUAUGAUGAAAUAAUAAAAUAUGGAUGUGUCUUCUAGUAACGAUCAAUACAAUUUAUUCUUGCGCUUAACAUCAAUGGAUUUAAUCAUAAAAGUGUAUACCACUGUAGCGUUAUCAUUAAAUACUUGUGUUAAUGUACUUGUCCACCGAGACUAUAAUUAAACUUACAAAUAAAUGAAAUUAGUACAU
Molecule: messenger RNA, 2383 nt
Organism: Bombyx mori (domestic silkworm)
Lineage: Eukaryota; Metazoa; Arthropoda; Insecta; Lepidoptera; Bombycidae
Exons: 8
Coding region: 353-1798 (481 amino acids)
Biological process (GO): proteasome-mediated ubiquitin-dependent protein catabolic process; multicellular organism development
Cellular component (GO): cytoplasm
Molecular function (GO): ubiquitin protein ligase activity; ubiquitin conjugating enzyme binding
Source: RefSeq, a predicted model, not a curated record